Dermacentor albipictus is the source of this 2059-nucleotide messenger RNA. RefSeq lists its product as uncharacterized. The record is from RefSeq and is a predicted model, not a curated record. NCBI's taxonomy places the organism in Eukaryota, Metazoa, Arthropoda, Arachnida, Ixodida, Ixodidae.
AUGGCAUGUGCGCAGUCACUUGCAAUGGCAAUACAACAAAGUGGACUCGGCAGCACUAUCAAACCAGCGUAACGUGUACGCUUCGCAAAAAGAGGGUAAGCAUUGUUUACCUGCACGAAGUAAAGGUGAGUCAUUUUAACGUGACUUCCUUUGGAAGUGCUGCCGAGUCCACUGAAGGGGGUGUUGAUUCCGGGGGGCUUUAUACGUGGUGAUGGCGGUGUAGAUUGGGAUGCUGAUAGUCCUGGGAGCACGAUAGGCAAGCUGUAUGGUGAUUCCGGGUGUGGCGCUGCGGGGCAGGAACGUCGGUAGUUCGGUAGAUCCUGUGCCGGUGCGGGGCGGUGCGGCUGGCACGGUGCUUCCGCGAUGUAGACAGGAUUCCAGGACUGAGAAGUUCCAGCAUUCGUGACAGCAGCGCAGCAGGUGUGGGAACCGGGUGACCAUGAACAGGCCAGGAAGAGCAGCUGCACGAAGUAAAGCGAUACCAACAAGACACAUCAAGCUGCGCUUCCGAACACCGUACUGUGCAAAAACCGGUUCGGCUUUGCGACACUGCAAGAGGACGUGGAGGACGGUCGGCCUCUCACCACAUCGACCACAGGUUGGCGGUUCAUUUCCAGUAUCACGACAGGAUUCAAGGGUAUGCUACCGCAAAGGUCCUGUGUUGAUGGCGACGCUUGGUUCACCGUCGGCCGUCGUACUGCAGUGCCUGGGUUAUCCAUCGGAAAAUAUCGGACCUAAUGAAGACACCGAGCUGAAAGGUUUACGUUGGAUGCGCAGUCAAUCGUCGAGUCCGUCACCGGAUCAACCACCAGUUGUGGAUACGACUGCAUUGCUCGGCUGGCAACAUGGAACCUUAUCUACGACAACCACAGUGCUAAAGCACACCCAUUUCGACAGCACUUCGGGUCACGACACCCCAGCUGCGAUGCCACGCUCACUUUUCAUGCUUGUGCAGGAGGGAGCCGAACAUCCAUCGGCUAGUCCAGCGCGAUACGAGGCCACGCCGGCCAGCAACGCCAAGAGUUCGCGCAAGCGGAGCUCGGACGAAGCGGCUGGCGGAAGCCGCGCCAGACCCAAGUGCUCGCGGCCGGGUAGCCGCGCGUCGAACCUACAGCCGCCAAGCCGGGCCCGGAGCCUCCUACUGCCGGACGGCUACGGGCGUGCCUCCGAGCCGCCGCUGGUGGUCGUCGACGACCCGGCGUCGUCCUCGUCCACCGGCACCGUCUCCUCCCAGGGCGGCCUGACGUCGGGCAAGGGCGACGACUCCAGCGACGGCCCCGAUGGUCUGUCGCGGCCCCGGAAAGCGGGGGGAGGAAGCGGCCAGGUUUCCACCGGCGAAGGGCUCACCAUGGGCAAGCUGGAGGACGCCAUGAAGAAGCACUUGCCCGAGGUGCGCUCCACGCACUCGGCGGCCAUCCAGUGGAUCGGGGCGCCCCACCAAACCGGCGUGGCUGGUGCCGGGGCGUCGCCGCACGCCGCCGGCGGACCCUUGCCUGCGUCGACGCUGCUACGGUAGCUGUACGUGAACCGUGAGUCGGUAAUACGGUCCGAGUCCCACGCGUCCGCUGCCUCCUCGCGGCCGACGUACUACGAAGACGUGCCGACGCCCCCCGAGGGACCACGGACGACGCCCGACGUGUUCGUCCUUCCCCCGUACGCCGGCUACGUCGAGCCACCACGCCUGUCCACAGCCGUCACGCCCCCGUCGUCGGUGUCGCCUUGCGACAACAAGCUGGGACUCGCCGAGAGCCCUGCGUUCUCCGAGGCGGCGGCCGUGGCUGCAGCGGCGCCGAUGUCGCACAUGCGCUACUACGUGUCCGCGGCUGAGUUGCCCCUCAAGCCGCAGGUGCUGGUCCACCCCGCAAGCCUGGACUACUUCACGCCGCAGGAGCAGCAGCUCUACGCUGGCGGAUUCCACUUGUACGGCAAGCCCGUCGGUGCCUGGUACUCGUAGCAGCCGAACAUGUAGCGCGGCCUCUCGGCAAUCCUGUGAAUCGCCCACUUGUUCUCUGGCGGCUUCGGUGUGCGUGCGCGUGUGUAAAUGGACCGGUGUGUGACC